GCAGUCUGUCCUCGUGACCGCGGCAGAGCCAGGAACGCGCUUGCACAAGAAGACAGGACGCUGGCAACAUCAGUCUCGGGCACGUGUCAGCCCGCGGUCCGAUCCACGUCGAACGAGACUAGCCCCACUACUACACUGUCGCGCGUUGGAACCGGACUAGCGUCACCACGAUGUUCAACCUCUUCUCCCUGAAGCAGCAGCAGCAGCAGAAGGAGGAGCAACAGCAGCAGCAGCAACAACAACAAGCAAGGCGAAGAGCUGUGGGGCGACCCUCGGCCGCUCAGAUGCGCGUGACGAAGGACAUCGGCGAGCUCGACCUUCCCAGGACGUGCCAGACGGUGUUCCCGAACCCGGACGACCUGACGAAAUUCAAGGUGAUCAUCUGCCCCGACGAAGGCUUCUACCAGAACGGUCGGUUCGUGUUCAGCUUCCUCAUCGGGCCCAACUACCCGCACGAGCCGCCCAGGGUGAAGUGCGAGACCCGGGUGUUCCACCCGAACAUCGACCUCGAGGGCAACGUGUGCCUCAACAUCCUGCGCGAGGACUGGAAGCCCGUGCUGACGGUGGGCGCGAUCGUGUUGGGCCUGCAGUUCAUCUUCCUGGAGCCCAACACCGAGGACCCGCUGAACAAGGAGGCCGCCGAGGUGCUGCUGCAGAGCCGGCAGCUGUUCCGCCAGUACGUCCAGAACGCCAUGUGCGGAGGGCGCGUCGGCAACGCACGCUUCGAACAUUGUCUCAAGUAGCUUCGGUCCCUCUAGUGGACGCCAAUAAAGUGCGAAACUGCGGCCGCUGUUGGCCGCUGCUAAUA
Messenger RNA from Dermacentor andersoni, 808 nucleotides. Its product is annotated as NEDD8-conjugating enzyme Ubc12-like. Lineage: Eukaryota; Metazoa; Arthropoda; Arachnida; Ixodida; Ixodidae. The record is from RefSeq and is a predicted model, not a curated record.